Molecule: messenger RNA, 908 nt
Organism: Triticum dicoccoides
Lineage: Eukaryota; Viridiplantae; Streptophyta; Magnoliopsida; Poales; Poaceae
Exons: 2
Coding region: 1-840 (279 amino acids)
Source: RefSeq, a predicted model, not a curated record
AUGGCGGCUAGGAGGAGGCAAAGAGUCGAAAGCAAUGGGGGCGCAGCAGCGACGAUCAAGAGCGAGACCUUGAGGAAGAAGGAGAUAGCGACGGUGAUUCUGAGAUUGGAGAAGGCGCAGAGGUCGCCUACCUCCGUCAUGCCUCCAUCGCCAAGAUCAAAGAGGAAUGAAGCCCGGUCGGCCACGCUCCUGCCUGACGGGCCGAGCUCGGCGCUGCUCCAGCUUUGUGAGCCCCCCAUGCUCCUGCUGCCGGUGUCGUCCCCCUUCAGGCCCCCUGGUUUCGAGGCCUCCCCAACGCCUCCCCUACCAUCCAGCGGGCCGGUGCAUCGUACUCCCUCUCCUGUGCGGUGCCGCCGGGAUGACGCUUCCGGUGCGGUUGGCCUCCAGUGCCUUGCACCGCUUUUCAGGGAGCGGCAGGCCGCCAUUCUGCCCGUCCCCACCCCGGCUGCAACUCCUCCGCGAGCUCCAGCAGCGCGUCGGAAGACCUUGGCAGGAGUCACCAUCUCUGAGGUUGGCGGUGCAUUCUCGCUGCACAAGACGCGGGUGACGGCUCAUCUGAGGGCCACGACCAUGGCUCGUGCGGCUGAAAUCCUGGUUUGUCGUUCUCUGGGCAUUGUCAAAGACGGCGAGGACGUGACUGCGGCUGCCCUGGAUGCCUUCACGGACCGCUUCAAGGAGCAGCUUUCGCCGGAGGUGCUCACAGCCAUGAGGGGCCUAUUCAAGCUCGACGACACUGAUGUUGCUGCUAUGGAAGAGGCGCUCCUGACACAUGGAGGUGGAGCCGUGCCGGACCUAGAGAGGAUUGACGAGGAGGCUGUGCUGCAGCAGGCAGCAGCUUGAGUUGCUGCUCAAUAUGCCGAUACGCCUAGGGCCUUCAGUUUCCAAUGUUAGUUAAUAAGCGUACGUGC